Messenger RNA from Hibiscus syriacus, 2193 nucleotides. RefSeq names its product WPP domain-interacting tail-anchored protein 2-like. Bases 165 to 1934 code for a protein of 589 amino acids. The transcript is spliced from 5 exons. The record is from RefSeq and is a predicted model, not a curated record. Lineage: Eukaryota; Viridiplantae; Streptophyta; Magnoliopsida; Malvales; Malvaceae.
ACACCCAAUUGUAACUGACAAAAUGAAUGAAUUAUCAACGGUAUUAUGAGCACAACAGGUCGCUGUUCAAAGGGUAAAUUUCAAGUUUUCUUCUUUGGUUGAUCCAUUUUCCCAAAAUCCCCAUCUUCAUUUUGCUUUCAGGUAGCUAAACUACGAAUUGAGGCAUGGAAACGAACGACUUCGAUGUCGAUGGAAAGCAUAUGCAUAUGGAAAACUCGGAGUUGAAUUCAGUUCAUUUUCACGGAGAGGGCAUCCAAGAACCGUUGAGUGCCGAUUUAGACAGAAUCGACUUUGAACUGGCAUAUUCGGAUGAGAAAUUGGUAAAUCUUCAUGUACUUUUGAUGCUUCUUUUGGGUUGGGACAACGGUUCGGAAGCGAAGGUGUUAGAGAAUGGUGAUAUUUCAGCUCAGUUCAUCGAGAAGGCAUUGGCAUUUGACCUUUUAUGUGGGAUUUUAGAUUUGGAGUUAAGGGAAGUCGAAACUUUCUUGAGUACCAUUCAGUCGGAGAUUGUUGAUGCUCGUCGUAAAACAUCCUCAUGCCUACCUUUGGGAGAAAAAUUUGAUGAAAUGGAUAAGAAGCUGCAUGAUUCUGAAGAAACCAUGAAAAAGUGCCAAGGGAUCGUCUUGGAGGUGAAGUUGCUGUCGACGAAGCUGCAAGCUUCAUUUCCGUAUUUCAGAAACGAGAACUGGAGUAAUGAUGAGGCAGUGGAUAUAUCCGAACAAUAUCAGCUAUCAAACCUCAUCAGGAAAUCCAAAGUGCAGACUGUUGAACAACAACGACACAUUCUAAGGAUGCUUGACAAAUCACUUGCAAGGGAGCUAGAUCUUGAAAAGAAACUAUCGGAGUCCGGGCAAAACGAAGAACAAUUAAAAUUAAAGCUACAUUAUACCGAACAAGUCGCUCUUCGUAUGGAAGAGGCUGCAGAAGUUGUCUGGGGACGGUUUCUAGAGGCAGAAAACACUGCUGAGGUGCUCAUGGGAAUUUCAAAGGAACUGUUAGGUCGACUUCAGAUCGUUCAGUUUAACCUGAAUGGUUCGAUUCAAAGAGAAGGUGAGCUCAAAUCUAAACUUGAAGGUUGCAUCGACGAGUUGGAUGCCAAAGAUAUUGCUUUAAAAAAGCUGGAGAUCAGCAACGCAGAACAAGCUGCAAAAGCUUCAGAAGUAUUCACAUUGAGGAAGAACAUGAAAUUAAUCGAGGAACAGCUAAAAGAAUCCGAGCUCCAACUAAAGAAAGCAAAUGCUUCCAAUGAAACAAGUCAAGAGCAUCUUCACGAAAUGGAAAUCGUUAUCGAUUCACUAAAAGAAAGCCUCUAUGAAGCUGAAAAUCGAGCCGAAAGUGCUGAAGCCAAGGCAUCGGAGUUGACAGAUACGAACCUGGAACUUACCGAAGAGUUGAAUUUUCUCAAAGAUAAUAAUGAGAAAAGCACGAAGAAGGUGACCUCACUAGAAACGCAGUUGAGGGAAUCGGAGAUUCAACUACAGCAUGCAAAAGCAUCAUCCGAAGCAAGUCAAGAACAGCAAAACAUGCUUUACUCUGCAAUUUGGGAUAUGGAAACUUUAAUCGAAGAUCUAAAAUCGAAGGUUUCGAAAGCUGAAAGUAGAACCGAGAGCGUGGAUGAGCAAUGCAUUAUAUUAUCCGAAUCAAACUUCGAACUCAAUAACGAGCUAGGCAUCCUGAGACAUAAAAUUGAAUGCUUGGAGACAUCUUUGAACCAAGCUAACAUCGAAAAAGAUGCAAGUGCAAAAGAAAUCAGUCAUAGGACCAAGCUAAUCACAGAUAUGGUUGCCCAACUAGCAUCAGAAAGGGAACGCAUUGAAAACCAGCUAUCUUCAUUAGUAAAAGAGAAGGAAACAUUGAUGAAAAAGUUACAAAAUAAGGAAAAAGCUGAAUCUACAGCAGCUCCCUCAGCCAAAGGUGUACAGGCAGGUGGAUGAGCCAUCAAAAGAUGAAUCUCAUCAUAGGACUGCAGCUAAGCCUUCCGACACAGUAACCGGCGGUGGUACUAGCGUCAUUCCGAGCAUGCUGAUUUUGGAAAAAUAGAAGACAUGCCACCUUAAACUGUCAUACAUGUUGGUAGCAGUUCUCAUUGCACUAAUUUCUGCAUUGGCUGUGUAUUUUUAUGAGUGAGAAACAGGCCAUCGUCGGUUAUUUUCGGUACUGGUUGAUAUCAAUGUGAAUUAUUCUUUUAUUUUA